CCCGCACUGCAGCGUUGCCCACUGCAGCUGCAGCCGCCGCCCGUGUCUCUCCGGCCUCCGCAGCCCCUGACGCCAGCACCAUGGCCAGCACCGUGUCGGCCUACAAGGAGAAGAUGAAGGAACUGUCGGUCCUGUCACUCAUCUGCUCCUGCUUCUAUGCACAGCCACACCCCAACACCAUCUACCAGUAUGGGGACAUGGAGGUGAAACAGCUGGACAAGCGGGCUUCUGGCCAAAGCUUUGAGGUCAUCCUCAAGUCUCCUUCUGACCUGUCCCCGGAGAGCCCCGUGCUUUCCUCACCACCCAAGAAGAAGGAUACCUCCCUGGAGGAACUGCAGAAACGACUGGAGGCAGCUGAGGAGCGAAGGAAGACGCAGGAGGCGCAGGUGCUGAAGCAGUUGGCGGAGAGGCGCGAACACGAGCGCGAGGUGCUGCACAAGGCGCUGGAGGAGAACAACAACUUCAGCCGCCUGGCAGAGGAGAAGCUCAACUACAAGAUGGAGCUCAGCAAGGAGAUCCGCGAGGCCCACCUGGCGGCGCUGCGCGAGCGUCUGCGCGAGAAGGAACUGCACGCGGCGGAGGUACGCAGAAACAAGGAGCAGCGGGAGGAGAUGUCCGGCUGAGGGCUGCGGACAUGGCGGGCGCCUGGAUCCUGAGACGAGACAGAAAUACUUUCGGGUUUUGGUUUAGUUUUGUUCAAGCUGUCUAGAUGCAACUUGUGUUCCUGCUCCCUCCCCUCUUCCCCACACUCCCAGCCUCAUGCUUUGCUUUCCGCACUCUGAGCUGUCUAGUCUUAGUGGUGAGUCGCUGGCCAUGGGCUGUCCCCAGGGGAGCCGCCAGACACAGACAUGAUCUCUUAGUUCAGACGCCAUGCCAGGCCAGUGCGAGGUUCCCUCUAGGAGGCUGUUUUCUGGAUAUGGUGGAGACCUUAAUAAACCCAGCAGCAGUGGCCGGCUUCAUGGUGCCUUGCGCUGGGCUGUCUGGUCA
Molecule: messenger RNA, 987 nt
Organism: Otolemur garnettii (small-eared galago)
Lineage: Eukaryota; Metazoa; Chordata; Mammalia; Primates; Galagidae
Gene: STMN3
Product: stathmin 3
Exons: 5
Coding region: 81-623 (180 amino acids)
Biological process (GO): regulation of microtubule polymerization or depolymerization; microtubule depolymerization; neuron projection development
Cellular component (GO): cytoplasm; neuron projection
Molecular function (GO): tubulin binding
Source: RefSeq, a predicted model, not a curated record